Lactuca sativa (garden lettuce) is the source of this 947-nucleotide messenger RNA. Its product is annotated as small ribosomal subunit protein uS7. Gene Ontology annotation, molecular function: RNA binding; structural constituent of ribosome. The record is from RefSeq and is a predicted model, not a curated record. Lineage: Eukaryota; Viridiplantae; Streptophyta; Magnoliopsida; Asterales; Asteraceae. Gene Ontology annotation, biological process: translation. Gene Ontology annotation, cellular component: small ribosomal subunit.
CAAAGAAAGAGAAGAAGCCCUAUCCGGCUAUCCCUCUACUCUACACAAUAAAAACCCAAUUAGGGUUUUUUCAUCUUCUUCUUCUUUGAAGGCGGAGCUUGGCGAUUUGCAGCACCAGUUUUUGCACGCAUUUGCCACCAAGAAAUCGGAGGGAAUUGCAAGAAUGGCGGAAGUUGCUCCUAUUGUUGUUGAAGAUGGAAAGAGUCGCAGCGAAGUUUUGCUCUUCAACCGAUGGACCUACGACGAUGUUCAGGUUCCUGAUCUCUCUGUGGAAGAUUACAUCACUGCGACUGCUUCCAAACACCCAAUUUACAUGCCACACACAGCAGGAAGGUAUCAAGCUCGAAGAUUCAGGAAGGCCCAGUGCCCCAUUGUUGAACGAUUAACCAACUCCCUCAUGAUGCACGGAAGAAACAACGGAAAGAAAUUAAUGGCUGUUCGCAUUGUCAAACAUGCCAUGGAGAUCAUUCAUCUCUUAACCGAUGCUAAUCCCAUCCAAAUCAUUGUUGAUGCUGUUAUCAACAGUGGGCCAAGAGAAGAUGCAACCAGGAUUGGUUCAGCUGGUGUUGUGAGGCGGCAGGCGGUGGAUAUUUCUCCCCUGAGACGUGUGAAUCAGGCUAUCUAUCUGCUUACUACUGGUGCUAGAGAAAGUGCUUUCAGAAAUGUCAAGACUAUUGCAGAGUGUCUUGCUGAUGAGCUUAUCAAUGCUGCAAAGGGCUCAUCAAACAGCUAUGCUAUUAAGAAGAAGGAUGAGAUUGAGAGGGUUGCAAAGGCCAAUCGUUGAAGAAGCAUUGUGUGCUUGUUUUUUUUGGUAGAGUUAUGUUUUUGAUGUCAUGAAAACAGUUUAUUUUGAAAUGUUUAUGUUUUAAAUAGAUUCUGUUUUGUUUGAUUGGAAAUUUUGAACCACAUAUGGUGUUUUGAUUCAAUAUGCUUGUUUGAUUUUUUUA